Molecule: messenger RNA, 1223 nt
Organism: Ipomoea nil (Japanese morning glory)
Lineage: Eukaryota; Viridiplantae; Streptophyta; Magnoliopsida; Solanales; Convolvulaceae
Product: urease accessory protein D
Exons: 8
Coding region: 107-991 (294 amino acids)
Molecular function (GO): nickel cation binding
Source: RefSeq, a predicted model, not a curated record
GAAAUUGGAUCCGGGUUCUGAAGGAAAACAGAAACAGAUCCAACUGAAAGAAGCUAUUGCCAUUUUCACCUCUACAACACAAAGACCAAAACAAAAACAAAAAAAAAUGGAAACAGGGAAGGUGGUGGUGGAAAGGGUGGGGGGAAAGUCAACGGUCACUCACUGCUUCGCCAAGUAUCCUCUCAAAUUCAUCAUACCCAAGAAGGUGGGUUCAUCCCAAACUGACGCAGUUUGGGUUUACACUAUCACCUAUGGCGGAGGCAUUGUCUCUGGAGAUUGUAUAUCUUGUCAUAUUACAGUGGGAGAUGGUUGCACAGCUGUUUUGACCACACAAGCCUCUACAAAGGUGUAUAAGUCUGUGGAGUUGAAGUGCUCUGAGCAGCUUCUGGAGGCACGAAUAGGAAGUGGUUCUCUAUUGGCUGUGAUUCCAGAUCCUGUGACAUGCUAUUCGAAUGCAAAGUAUUCUCAGAGGCAAGUCUUCAGAAUUGGGCCAGAUUCGAACUUGCUUCUGGUUGACUGGAUAACUAGUGGCCGUCAUGAAAGAGGAGAAAAAUGGGAAUUUGAUCUUUACAAAAGCACAAACCACAUCUUUUUGGAUGGUGAUCAGCCUUUGUUCCUCGAUACGCUAAUGCUCGAGAAUCAAGGAAUUACCAGUAUUGCUGAGCGUAUGAGAGACUACCAAGUAGUUGCAACACUCGUACUUUUGGGUCCAAAGUUGAAACAUGUCCAAAACCAAAUCCAGCAAGAUGUGAAGAGAAUAAUGUCUCAAAAUCUACAUAUUCCUUCAUUUGGCUCCGGACACUAUGCGAAUAAGCCUAGUAAUCACUCCUUGGCAAAACCGAGUUUUGUUGCUUCUUGCAGUCCAUUUGGUCCAAAGGGAGUAGGUGUUGUUACUCGAGUAGCUGCCGUAACAACUGAGUCAGUUUACAAUUUUUUACGCACUCAACUGUCUAGCUUGAAACCGUUGCUUGGUGUCUCACCAUACUGCUGAUUCAGUAAACAAGAUUGGGUGCGGGAUUUACAGUGCAUAAAAUUUUGCUUGGUUAUCACUCAUUCUUCUUCUUGUGCAUUUGCCAGCUUUAUAUGUAUUAUUUUUCCUGGGAGGGAAUAAAUUUGAUGAGUGAUGAAUUACUGUCAAUUUCUUCUAGCAACAGCUUUUUGUUGGAUGCAGAAAAGCAUAUUUUAUUUAUUUAUGAGAAAAAUAACAUUUUUUGUCCUUUCAA